UGCACUGCUGGCUUGGACCAUUUCAUACUUCUGGAGCAGCUCUCUUGCCCAUAUUCCCCCUCCCUCGCACCGAUCACGUGGGCCGCUGCAACAGAGCAGUGCCCGGGCACGCAGAUGAAUGAUGGCGCGAUGGCGCGAUAGCGGUUGCCGAUCUGUCUGAGCCUCGAGGCGGUGGUACAAGGAGCACACCUGGCAGGACUGGCAGGCAGACAGGCAGGCAGACAGACAGGCUAGGCAGGUCGCCAUGAGAAAAGCUGGGCUGACAGGCUGAUUGCGCCUCUCUGGUUGUGAGACACCCUUCCUACUGACAGCAUCCUAGACGAUAUCCUGUGCAACGUUGAGUCGACUCACAAUGGCAACGUCUUUGGCUGGCCAGCUGGCCCGCCCUCGCCCUCGCCCUCGCCCUCGCCCUCGCCCUGGCCCUGGCCCUGGCCAGCCUGGCCAGCCAGCGGCGUCCCUACCAGCUAGGUACCAUCUUUCUGCCCGGAUACCCAGGAUGGCCUCGGCCUCGAGUCUGAACCGUCUCAUCCUCCACAAUAGACGUGUGAUCCUGCAGCCAAGUGACUUGAGGCGAAUACCACAGCACAUGCAUGACAUGCAACUGUCCAGGCUCGCCGUCUCCCGCCUCCCGCCUCCCGCCUCCCGUGUCUGCGGCGGAUCACACUCCUCCCGUCCAUUUGUAGAUCUUCGCCGGGAUGUGAGAGAGCGAGAGAGCCAGAAUGCAUGGGUGCCCCGGUCGCCGUUCCACAUACUUGGUAUCACCGACCGUACGACUCUGGAAUGCACUCUGAAUACACAGCUCGCCUGGCGUGGGUACUUACGCACGGCACUCAGGAUCGCGUCACCCGGUACAUGCCAGUGUGAUGGCCCGCUGUAUAGGCAUGGGCUCUACGACACAGCUACCCAGGACCCUCGCCUGGCUGGAGGUCGAGGGAAAGCCUCCGAGAUACCUGAGGGAGCCCACCACUCUUGCCUACGUCCCGACCACACGCCUCAUCAAUAUUAACAAUGCCCAGGAACCCCGGGGACUGUCCGAUGCUCGACCAGGGGCAAGCCUUUCGGCGUACGUUCGUCUUUCGUCCUGACGGGCCGUCACAGCACAAUGAUCUUACUGGCUAGCGGAUGUACCUGAAAAGUGAUCCGGGCGUCCCCGUAGAUCUCGUUGUUCGAGUGCGCUUAUUAGCGACAAGUAGGGGAUAUCGACACACCAUCCCUUUGAGGAAACGUCCGGUAACCAGCACGAUUGGAUUCGCGUUGCACCGUCCAUUUUUAUAUCAAGCACCUAUGUCUGCUUUUUCUUUUCAUGCACUUUCUUUUCCGGCUUCCCCCUCCAAUCUCCGUUCAGAAAUAAGGCAACAAAAAGAAACUUGGCCCCGCCGACAGCUUCCAGCGGCGCGAACAUUCCUGGCGAAGAUCGAGCACGGAUUGACGUUCUCAAACAGCACCGAGCAAGCUGCUUGAUAAUCAUUCAAGACGACCCCCAGCAGCCCAAUCGAAUCACCGUUAAGUGAAGACUCCCUUUUUCAGACCCGACCGAGUCACCAGAAGACCAUUUCCGUGUCCGGCAACAUUCUUUUCAUAGCCGGCACGACGUACUGGAAGAUCCUCUUUCCUGCACGCUGCGUUACAGUUCGACGCCGAUCCUCUGCGGUACUUGAUUCCGGGCCCCACCAUCCGGUGUAACCUCGAACGCCCACCCGUCCUACUCAUCCCGUGGUCUCAUACCAGUCACAAGCCAAUCAUUGUACACCCUUUCGACGAGGAUCACGCUUCUAGGCACUGUGACCCCCUUGCUCGACGGCCUCUUCCCCCCGCCCCCCCUGCCCACAUAGGUCCCACUAGUACUGUCAUCGAUCGCUUGGUAAGGCUCCUGGUCCCUGUUCUGUCACCUUGUGUCAUUUGUAUCCUUUUUCUACCUUUCCUUUUUCUUCUCUCCUUUUGAAAAUUGCACACUGGGCCCAUCGUCCCUGCUGCCGUUGCGGCCUCCGAUUUUGCUUAAUCAGUCCCGCACACCUUGCGUCCAUUCCGAGUUAUCGCUCGCGAGGGCUUGCAUCCUCCAAGUAACUCCUCGGUGCUCGCCUGUGGACCGUGUCAUCACGGGAGAGCGCGCCUGUCCCCUCCCUCUCUCUUCUUGCUGUCUCCCACAGGCAUCAGUGCAUAGGGCCGACAGACUCUGGCCCCUUGCGUCGAUUGCAGAGCACUGGUUCCCCAUUCCAUGCAGACCCCGUUGCUUUUCUCUGCGAAUGCCUGGGCAAGUCACCCACGGCAGAAAGGGUUUGUUACUGGCCUCUCAAAUCGACAACGAGAAAGAUGGCUCGCAGAGCAGUCUGCAUCCCUGUCAUCUGACACUUGCAGCUGAGCAGGGCCUGGGGUGGAAAGCGCCCAGGCGGUCAAUAUCGUUGAGGGCAGGAGCAUGCACUCGCAAACAGGGAGAACUCUAGAACCGCCUAGCUAGGGAGACUCAUCAAGGCUUCGACGCCCGUGUCUCUGAUACCACAUGCUACUUCGCCCUUCCUGGUGCACCAGACCCCACAGACCGACCGUGUAUCGCGCUCUCCACGGUCAGUCCGGCCGUGUCAAGAAAUGCGGCAGACUGUCCUCCCUUCGCAUCUUCCUUGUGCGCUUGCCCUGGCCACUCUAAACAUGCGCGACAGGCGUCUUACUUUUCUGAACCACCUUCCCCUUCAUCCCGUCUUCUCUAUACUUCACCCAGGUCUUCCUCCUGCCAGUGCUGCGGUGCGUGGUGUUGCGACCUUGUCUCGCGUACCUUCUUUCGUCCUCAUUAUCAUCGUUAUCCUACACCGAGCCCAUCAUCACCGUCGUCUUCAAGCACUCUGCCCGAUGCAAACGCGGACCAACCGUUCACGGGAGCCUACCGCUGCCCGAGCCGCCGGUCCCUGAUCACCUCUUUGAUUGCUAUUCCUGCCAACACCCUCGCCCAUGCGAACACGUUCGGGGUGCCCGCAUGAGAUCGAAUCCCGUAUCCACAUAUGUCGAGCGGAUGAAGUUUGUCAUCCACUGACAGCACGGCGCAGCCUCAACAUCCCAACGGAGUCAGACUUUUUACAUGUCCUCUUUCACAUCCAAGGUAUGCCAGAGUCUGUGACCUUGGCUCGUGGAACGUUUUGAAGGUCCCCCCAUCGGUGCAAGUGCCACAAGAACCCAAUGUCGACCAAUAAGACGCCAACUUGAUUGAUGUGGCGCUCUUGUACAGCACUCUUGAUCCUCUACCCCAGUGAUAUCAUGCAUAACAUGCUGACCGACUUUCUUCUACAGGCCACACACAUUCCCCCAUCAAUAUCACCCUACCCCCAGCAUUCGCUCCCGAGACAGUUGUCUAGCGCCGGCUCUUUCGCAAUUCGCACAUUUCGAAACAUAAUCAGCAUACAUCAGACUGGAUGUCUGCCCUCAAGCUUGACCAGCCUUUGUACAAGUUUUUUGAGUCGGGGAUUCAUUCUCAACGGCCGAUAAUUGUCGACUCGGACGCCCUAGAGUCACCUGAUACAGUGACUCUUCGCUACGAGGAGGAGGCAGCUGUGCGGGCCAACGGCGGAGGAGGGGACCUGCGAGGCGGCUCGUCCCCAGAUCUCUUGCCGAUGGCGGCAUACAAGCCUCAUCCGCCCCAGAUGCAUGGGUUCUCCGAGUCUUCCUACAACCAAUACAGCCCGCAGAACUUGCCGCAAUCACACCUUCACCAGCAAACCGAGAAUGCCGCAGCGCAAAUUAACCAAAUGGCAUACGCCGCCAAUAAUGCCGCGGUCGCGUCCAACAGUCGUAUAUCGUACAAUUUCGCGCUGGCGCCGUCCGGAUUCUCAGCACAAGGGUCACAACCAAGUGCAGGUCCUGGUGGCACCAAGAUUCACUUGCGCAUCUCCGGACAGUACGACAUUUUGUCUGUGACUUCGACGACACCGUACGUGUGGGUACUCUUCGGGAAUGCAGUGCAAAAGAGUCCGGCGCAAAUGAUGAAAGAGUCGCAAGACGCGACCGGCGCAUGCACGUACAGUAUCACGGUGGACGCACCCCCAUUUGUGGUCACAAAUUGGCAAGCGUCUUCUAAUGUACCCCUGACUAUUGUCAUUGAAAGCGCAGAUGGGCAUGAGCUUGCACGCGUCGGAUCCGCGGGGUCAUUCACAUAUACGGACGCAGCAGGUGCAGAGCUUCCCCAAGGGGCGGCCAGUCCACCUGACGGGUCCAUCACGCGAAGAAGUACCACCCGCUCACCUCUAUCACAUGAGCAUGAAACAUCAGUCCUCCAUGUCAACAGUCCUCCUGGCCUCACUGUACGCACGAGUGCCACUACCAGCCCUACAACUGAACACCUUCCCGGCUCGCAUCAACUACCGCAGCACGAUGUCGCAGAUCCGUGUACAAAUAACUACGGCUACCCAUCCGCUGCCGUCGCGCCAUCUCAGUCUCAAGUCCAGGUGCCGCAAGCGCAGGGGACGACUAGCUUUGGAGCGACAGCCUACGGCCAAAGCAACGACACAAUGCUGCACGCUUACCGAACUUCGAAUUAUUCGCACAACCAACACCAUUACCAGCGCAGCCCGUCCUCAUUGCGCUCCCCACACCAUGGACUCGGCGGAUGGGCCACGUAUGGUGGCUUGGACGGCCGUACAUCAACAUACUCAUCCGCCCACCACACUAACAUCACUAGGCCCAGCCUGCAUCCCUCUCUCCCGAUGCCAAGCGGCGGCCCUCCAACCCUCGUGCGCACGACAAGCAUACCACAAGGUACCUCAUCAAUGGGGUUGGGAGGCGCUUACAGCCCCUUUGUCACUCACCACAAGGCUAUUCUCCACAUCCAGGGUAACUUGGAAUCGAUGACGGUUGGCUGGACUCCCGAGGAGUGGGAAAAUCGAAGACGAAUUGUCAUGUUCAAGAAGUCACAAUCUGGUAGCCGCCUCACAGCCACCUUUCGAGCGGUCCCCGUGAACGAGCGGCCGCCCAACAGCAUAUGCGUGAGCUGCAUAUGGUGGGAGGAGAGACACGAGUGCUUUGUCACAUCAGUUGACACGAUCCACCUCUUGGAGCAACUAGUCGUCUCACCCAACCGCUUUACGGUCGAAGAGAAGAAUCGAAUCCGACGGAACUUGGAGGGAUUCAAGCCGUUGACCGUGAGCAAAGCAAAGGCAGAUUCGGAAGAUUUCUUCAAGAUCAUCAUGGGAUUUGGGAACCCCAAGCCGCGGAACAUUGAGAAGGACGUGAAAGUGUUUCCCUGGAAGGUCCUCGCCCCGGCCUUGAAGAAGAUCAUCAGCAAAUACAGCGCUUCGCCCUCUUCCACGGUGCCCCACUCCUCGCAUUCUCACCACACCCUGCUCACGCCGGUCAGCGUUGGUAGCAACAGCUAUGGCCUACCCCCUACACCAACGACGGCGGCAGACCCCACGGGGGUAUCGGGCUACCUCGGCGGUGCUGGACUGAGUAGCCACUCGGCACUGAGUGACAGCAUCCCAUCACCACGGUCCUUGACCGGUGGUGUGCCAUCCUCGUGGGCAUCAUACAACGGAUCGGGGCGGGAUGUGAGCCGGAGCUACUCUCCAACGGGGCUGUUGAAGACGUCAUCCCCGGUGCCAAGCUCGAGCUUACGACUGAAUGCGCUGCCGACGUCUUAUGACACGAGGAACUCGCAGACGGGUUUGUCACACUCGAACCACUACAGCCUACCGUCGCAAGGUAGCCACCACGGCCUAUCUGGAACACAGACAGGCCAAAGCGGGCGAUGGGACUACAGUGUGAAUUCAAUAUCAGACACGGGUGGCUAUGGAAGUGCUCGAGGAGGUUACAGUGAUUACAGCUCGUACGGAGAUGGUGCCAGUCAGCGGGCGUGAGUACGGAAGGUAACGACACGUGGGUGAGGUCAUCAGAGAGGAAGAGGGGCGGCAAGAGUCAUAGACAAGAAUGGGUGGAUUCGGGGAGGGGGUGCUAUAGAUCGGGGCGAGUGGGUGUACUAAUACAGGACUGGUGCGAGACACCAGGUGUUUUUUAGGAGGAGUGCUGCGAGAAAGUGAGACAUGACCAAGAUGGCAAAGAUAGAGAAGGCGAGCGGGCAUGAAGUGGACGUGGAGCAGAGGAUUGGACGGGUGGGCGAUAUCAGAGCACCACGCUUGGUUGGCGGACCGGCCAAGAGGAGGAGGUGGUAAGAAGACAAGAAGAGAUGAGGAGGAGCAAUACACACACGCACGCACGC
Messenger RNA from Diaporthe batatas, 6193 nucleotides. RefSeq lists its product as uncharacterized. The transcript is spliced from 7 exons. Bases 3399 to 5834 code for a protein of 811 amino acids. Gene Ontology annotation, cellular component: nucleus. Lineage: Eukaryota; Fungi; Ascomycota; Sordariomycetes; Diaporthales; Diaporthaceae. The record is from RefSeq and is a predicted model, not a curated record.